Molecule: messenger RNA, 858 nt
Organism: Adineta ricciae
Lineage: Eukaryota; Metazoa; Rotifera; Eurotatoria; Adinetida; Adinetidae
Source: the annotation of a GenBank genome assembly
AUGACCCCAACACCACCGAAAUUCGGCAUACGAUUUUUAUCUCGGAAAGAACGCACCGUUCGGCGAGUGACAAAAUGUGAAACACGGGAGAUAAAAAAACGUUUAGAACCUCCUCCGCCUCCUUCCCCAUCUCCAGUUAAAACAGUCAAACCACGCGCUGCUCCUGCUCGUAUAAAACCUGCAACACUCGUCAAAGUUCGCCAACCGAAGAAGAUCGCUAAACCACCGAUAGAAACAUCGAGUAAUGACAAAGAACAAGUUCAUCCAUCAUCUUCAUCUUCUGCAACACCACCACCACCACCAGCAAAUCCCCGUUCGUUACCCGCUGGUCGUACAUUACAAACAAAUGAUCUGCACAAGUUGUCUCGCUUGACUUGUUCACGUGAAUUUAGUUUCUUCCAUAAAGAAAUCAAAUGUGAAUUGAGCACACACGAGCAUCAAUUGGCAUUUUUUCAAACGAAACUGUAUCAUCUGAAAAACGAAUUUAUCAAUCAGAACUCCGAACAAUUGAAUUUAGAACAAAUACGUACCUACUUUAACGAAGCACUGCAGAAAAAUAUCGAUCGAAGAAUCAAACCUGACGAAUUUAUUACUUUAGCCGAUAAACUUAAACAGGACAUAAAACAAGCGAUUGAUAAAUGGUUGAAAAAGAAAGAAUUCGGCAAACAAAAUCGGGCGUUGAGUGAUUAUUCGCAAAAACGUCAGUCACGUAUUCGAGAAUUGAUCAAAGAAACCAUUGAAGAAGCAAAGAAACAACAACAGGAUACUAAUUCUCAAGCAAUUCCAGUAGAGGAACCUCAAGUGACUAUAAUCGAUGGUUCCGAAGAUCAGUGUCAAGUAGUAGAAUGUAUUGAUUAG